Molecule: messenger RNA, 804 nt
Organism: Capsicum annuum
Lineage: Eukaryota; Viridiplantae; Streptophyta; Magnoliopsida; Solanales; Solanaceae
Exons: 3
Coding region: 316-486 (56 amino acids)
Cellular component (GO): Golgi apparatus
Source: RefSeq, a predicted model, not a curated record
GAGUUUUACGAACAAAUUAAGGGGAAAAAUGCCUUUUCUCAAAAACAACGACAUGAAUUUCAUGAACUUGCUGUCAUAGAUGCACAAAUGAAUCAUUUUAAUAGUUUUAUGACAUAUUUAAACUUUAUCAAGUAAAAUGAAAUCGGGAGAAUAUGUUAAAAACACAUUUUGACAAAAAAGAGAGGCAAGAUGUGCAAUUAACAAAAAAAAGAUUAAAAGCCAAAAGGGCAAAAAUCCUCCAGAUCAAAUCUUCAAUAGUAUAUAGUCCUAGAAACCUCUACCUGAAGUUCGAUCUGAUCAAUUUUUGCUGCAAAAAUGCCCAUGAGAGUGGUAGAAGUGGAAGCGCCGAGCCCAAUGAGGUACAUGAUGGGAGCAGCAGUAAUGAUGAUCGGCGUUGUAUUGCCACUUGCUUAUAUGAUGUUUAGGAACAAGCGUGUUCCUUCCUCGCCUUCUUACCCUAAACAGACGAAUAAGGUUCUUAUAUAGACCAUGGAGGCGUGCUUAGAAUGAGCUUUGAGAAAGGAGAAGAGCAAGAGGGUGGCAUCUCGGCGAUUGUUGUAAAUGCAUUGUUUUUCUUAUUUGGAUUGAGAUCUCUUGAACUAUUACUUAGUUGAUUUGUAUUGAAGGUUAGGAUUCUUGUUUCCCAAAGUUUAGACUGUGAUUUCCUUUCAAGGAUAUAGUUUAGCUUGCUAAUCACAAGUCAAAUAGAAAGGAAACCCACUAUUGUUGUAUUGUUAUUAUCUCCUAUAUGGUGAAUUUUUUCGUGAAUUCUUUUGCCUUGAAUACAAACUAUGUUGUUAGCAA